Molecule: messenger RNA, 884 nt
Organism: Rhododendron vialii
Lineage: Eukaryota; Viridiplantae; Streptophyta; Magnoliopsida; Ericales; Ericaceae
Exons: 3
Coding region: 206-493 (95 amino acids)
Source: RefSeq, a predicted model, not a curated record
AGGAUCUCACCGGUUCACCCGCUAGGUGUUUCAGCUAGCCCACGUUGUAGCAGCAAAAGCUGUGGUUGAUUUUAUUCCCAAUCUAGUUAGAGGAGGAGGCAGUCAAGCUUUCGGCAAUUUUCCUUUUGGUUUGAUUGAUGUGCUGACUACGAAAGGAAGGCUGUAUAGUGUGAAUCAAGAAAGCAAGUAGCUGAAAAAGAAAGGGAUGGCAGCAGGCCAAGAGAAUGUGAAACACCUUGAAGACUGCUCAGUUUCCAAUGCUCUGGGCACAUGGGUAUUUUCCGUAGCCGGUGCUUUGCUGGCAAUACCGGUGGGAAUAAAGAGGAAAUCAUUGGCGCCGCUUGUGUUCUUUGGAACAACUGGUACGAUGCUUGACAUAAUCAUAGGAAUUAGCCAAUGCGAAAGGGAACAUGCAGAGCGCCAGCUGAAGCUUCUAGAAGAAAAAGAUGCCGCAGUUGCCGAUGCUUUGACGGAGACAGGAGAUGAGUCUUGAUAUGAACUUUUUGUGAAGUUUCUCAACUAGUCAAUAGGCAAAAUAUUGGUGAAAUGACCUAUGUUGCUCUUUAUUGCAACUAAUUUGUGUAUGUUUCUGUCUUAGGGUGAGAAUAUAAAGAAGAAAAUAAAUCAGAGAGGCUGAGUGAGCUUCCAUUUCUCUUAUUCAGUUCUUUCCAAUUUUCCCCUACCCUGAUUUUGCAAAUGUCUUCUAUCGUGGACAAGUUCCUCUGGUUGUGAAGUGCACUUGACGAGAGAACAUUGUUUUUUUCGUGACUAGUGUAUUGGAGGCUUUUGCCCGCAUAGUUAUCGCGUUCGUGUAGUUCUCAAUUCCACACAUACCGGUAAUUAUCAAGCAUGUAUCUCCUCUUGAAUUGGAUCUGCUUCCAAAU